Drosophila navojoa is the source of this 984-nucleotide messenger RNA. RefSeq names its product general transcription factor IIH subunit 3. Gene Ontology annotation, cellular component: transcription factor TFIIH core complex; transcription factor TFIIH holo complex. Gene Ontology annotation, biological process: regulation of DNA-templated transcription; nucleotide-excision repair. NCBI's taxonomy places the organism in Eukaryota, Metazoa, Arthropoda, Insecta, Diptera, Drosophilidae. The record is from RefSeq and is a predicted model, not a curated record.
AUGGAUGCACAGCAGGAACAAGCGCCCAUUGGACAAGGAUGCCGCAGUUCACUCAGGGCCUCAGAACUGCCGGAGAAGAACAUGUUGAUCAUCAUUGUAGACUAUGAUGCCAAUCAGAACUAUGUGAAGCGUGACCUUGAGCUCUUCACCAAAGUUGUGUGCUCGCUGACACUGCUCGGCAAAGCGCAUCUGCUGGGGAGCAGCGAAAACGAUUUGGUCAUAUGGUCCUGCUCCAGCAAUGCCGUUAAUCCCAUUUAUCCCGAAAAGCUGAUAGACCCGGAAAAGGAGAACGACUCCCAGCUGGAGGAGCUGCCCAUUGUGGAGGAUCUCACCAGGCUGCGGCUCUUCAAUCUGAUAUCUCAGGAGAUAGCCCGGUUGAAGUGCCAAGCCACGGAGGAGACCGAACAGACGGUGACUACUCUGCUGCCUGGUGCCGUAGGCGUGGUCCUGAGUUACCUUAAUCGCUGUCGACGCGAGAUCGCCAAAGUCGCGAACAUCCGGGGUCGCAUUCUGAUUGUCAGCGGCUCCAAGGAGCCGUCGGUACCUUUGGCCACUAUGCAAAUGAAUGUCUUUCAUGCCGCUGCCAAAAUGGGCGUGACCAUUGAUGUGUGCGCCCUGGAGCUGGAGUCGUCGUACAUGCUGCGGCAUGCAGCCGACAUAACCGGCGGCUAUUACUAUUCGACCAGCAACUUUGACGCACUCUCCACGUUCCUGCUCGGCCUGUUCCUACCCUCGCCCCAUGUGCGCCAGCAUCUGAACUACCCGGUCCAGCCCCAGGCGGAUCUGCGCGCAAUGUGCUUCUGCCACAACAAGUUCGUCGAACUGGGAUUCGUCUGCACCAGCUGCUUGGCGGUCUUUUGCAAGUAUACUCCGAUUUGCGGCAGUUGCGAGACUGUCUUUAAGCCGCCCCAGGAGCUGCAGACGUACAUCGACAAGAGGGCUGCCCAGCGACGCGAUGGGAAAGUUCGGGUGAAGUUUGCUUAG